Messenger RNA from Penicillium diatomitis, 960 nucleotides. RefSeq names its product serine/threonine-protein phosphatase. Lineage: Eukaryota; Fungi; Ascomycota; Eurotiomycetes; Eurotiales; Aspergillaceae. Gene Ontology annotation, biological process: peptidyl-serine dephosphorylation. Gene Ontology annotation, molecular function: protein serine/threonine phosphatase activity. Gene Ontology annotation, cellular component: FAR/SIP/STRIPAK complex. The transcript is spliced from 3 exons. The coding region runs from base 1 to 960 and encodes 319 amino acids. The record is from RefSeq and is a predicted model, not a curated record.
AUGCCUGGUCUACCAACUAGUAUCGACCUGGAUGAGUGCAUUGCACGCCUCUAUCGAAAAGAGUUGCUUGCCGAGUCUGUUAUCGAGGCAAUCUGUGCCAAGACAAAAGAGCUCCUGAUGAAAGAAAGCAACGUUGUGCACAUCAAAGCUCCGGUUACUGUUGUGGGGGAUAUUCACGGUCAAUUCUUUGACUUAUUGGAGAUAUUCCGGAUUGGAGGAUUUUGUCCGGAUACAAAUUACCUUUUCCUCGGCGACUACGUCGACCGAGGUCUCUUCAGUGUAGAGACCAUAUCCCUCCUUGUCUGCCUCAAACUCCGUUAUCCAGAUCGCGUCCACCUCAUCCGCGGCAACCAUGAAUCACGCGGUGUCACACAGUCCUACGGCUUCUACACAGAAUGCGCCCGCAAAUAUGGGAAUGCCAAUGUGUGGCACUAUUUCACAGAUAUGUUUGACUACCUCACACUAAGUGUGGUGAUCAACGAUGAGAUCUUCUGUGUCCACGGCGGUCUCUCACCCUCCAUUCACUCGAUCGAUCAGAUUAAGAUCAUCGAUCGAUUCCGCGAAAUCCCCCACGAAGGACCCAUGGCCGAUCUUGUUUGGUCUGAUCCAGAUCCUGAACGAGAUGAGUUCUCCUUGUCACCUCGCGGUGCCGGAUACACAUUUGGUGCGCAGGUUGUGCGUAAGUUCCUGGAGGUCAAUAACAUGUCGCAUAUUCUGCGGGCUCACCAGCUUUGCAACGAGGGCUAUCAGGUGUUGUUUGAUGAUCGUCUGAGUACAGUAUGGAGCGCACCAAAUUACUGCUAUCGCUGUGGAAACCUGGCUAGCGUGUUGGAGGUUGGAGACAAGAUGGAGCGAUUCUUCAACAUCUUCGAUGCAGCUCCUGAGAAUGAUGUCCAUCGCAGUGAGCAGCAGGCGCAGCAGAGCAGGGAUUCUCAGCCAGUUAUUGAUUAUUUCUUGUGA